Formica exsecta is the source of this 597-nucleotide messenger RNA. RefSeq names its product serine/arginine repetitive matrix protein 1-like. The coding region runs from base 1 to 597 and encodes 198 amino acids. The record is from RefSeq and is a predicted model, not a curated record. NCBI's taxonomy places the organism in Eukaryota, Metazoa, Arthropoda, Insecta, Hymenoptera, Formicidae. The transcript is spliced from 2 exons.
AUGCCGACCGAACCAGAACGCCGACAACUGGAAGAGUUAUACGGGAGCUGGUCCGACGAUGAGGACGACCUCCCCAUCGGCCCAGGACCCACGCCCGUCACGCCGCCAAGGGGCGAACCACCACGGGCGUCCGAUCCGCACCGACGACCACCGCGGGUAGGAACCGCGAUACAGCGGUCCGACGCCGAUAACAGGAGGAAGGCCCUCCUCCUGUUAUCGCCGCCACCACCACCGGACCGACGCCGGCGCCAAAAGCGGAGGCCACCACCAAAGCCCCGAAUCGCCCGGCCCGUCCCGACCAAAUGCGCCGCAACGGCAUACAACACCGCCAGGCCACCUGCGCCGAAACACGUCGACCAGCGACGGCAGCCUGAGCCCACAGCCAGGCUAACUGCCGCGCCAGCCGCACUGAGGUGUCCCGCCGUCGACCAACGACCACGAUCGAUCAACGCAACAAGAGCACUACCACCAACCACAAGCCCACCGACAGCCGGGCCACUCCACGCGGUGGGGCCACGCCCCCCGGAGCCUAUCACGGCAAAGGGCCUACGAUAUCCAUGGCUACUUUAUCGAAAGAAGAUCCUGGUGUGUCUAUAA